Molecule: messenger RNA, 1270 nt
Organism: Stylophora pistillata
Lineage: Eukaryota; Metazoa; Cnidaria; Anthozoa; Scleractinia; Pocilloporidae
Source: RefSeq, a predicted model, not a curated record
AUGGCUCAUGAAUCAAAAUCAAGGACGCCGAUCAAUCAUAGAGCACUGAGAAUAGUGGACUUUUUAGUUGUGUCGAAAUAUAUAUUCCAUCAUUUCUUAGGCCAAUUGCUUGCUUGUCUUCUUGUUUAUUUAUUUUAUACAACAGCAAAGUAUGCCAUUCAGUGCUCAGAAAAUACGGAUUGCCCAUCUUCUUCAACCUGCGGACCCAACAAGGUUUGUUGGUGUUCGGGUGACAGUGGACUGCGCACGAUAGCAAGUCCCAAAUGUAUUGAUCUAAAACAUCCCUGCGAAAACCUUCAAUUUCCACCUUGCCAUCCUGAUGCCGAUUGCCUAUAUGUCUCCAAGAAGAGUUUCUUUGGGUGCAAGUGUAAGAAGAAACUUUUUGGAGAUGGUCUGGAGUGCAAAAAGAAAGAAUCAGUGAAAACAACAACGUCGACAACGACUAGGGCAACGAGACCAACCCCUGUAACAAAAGAGUCAGAUCCUGAAGGUGUGAUCGGGCUUUUUGAGAAGAAAGCCGAGUCAAUCUACAACAAAGUACUCCAUCUGAUCAUGAAACAUUUGAAAUUUGUUAUUCUUGGAGGAGUUGGUUUUGUGCUGGUUUUGCUGGUUAUCACGUGCUGCUGUUGUAGGAGAUGUAUAAGGAAAAGGCGCGAAAAGAGACUUUUAGAUAGCCAGGACGAUGAAUCAUACUAUGAACAACAACAGUUUUCAAGUUAUCCCGCCCAGGAUCCACAUGGCAAUUAUUACAGGGAUACUCAAUACCAGGAUGUUCCAACAGAUGACUAUCUUGGUCCGUUUCCUUCCAUUCCAGAUGCACCCCUUCCCCCACCCCCUCCCGGAGGGGUGUUCGCACCACCCUCUGCAGCUGCACCACCCCCGGCAGCCGCACCUCCUCCCCCACCACCCCCUCCCCCUCCUCCUCUGUCUGCUGGAGGAUAUCGGCCAAAGGGACGUAAGACAGUUUCACAGUCAAGCUUUUAUUCCGAUGAUGAAAACUAAAAGUACAAAUUACGAUGACAGGAUAUCGCUAACAGGAGUUUUUGGUGAAAUGGUUCUUGAUGUAAAUUCCUACUAUAUGUUUUAUGCAACUUUCACAGAGGAGUUUCAACUUAAAUCUGGAUCAAGAAAUCCCUAACAUGAAGAAUCACUCUUCAGUCUUUUUCUUUUCGCACUUGUGUUUUCAAUCUGAGAACUUAUUUUGCUACACAAUUUUUUGUAUUACUUCAUUUGAUUACUGAACAAUAAAUAACUGAUAUUGUUUUGUAAA